AGCUGGCCUCGUGUGGACUGGGCUCUUGCUAAGUGCAGUCCUGAUGGGGACCCACCCAGCCCUUACAAAGCAGAUCAUCAGGCAGCAGUUCCCGCAGCUGACCACCAGGAGACUCGGGACCCGAGGACAGUCCAAGUACCAUUACUACGGCAUCGCGGUGAAGGAGAGCUCCCAGUACUAUGACGUGAUGUACUCCAAGAAGGGGGCAGCCUGGGUGAGCGAGAGCGGCAAGAAGGAGGUGAGCAAGCAGGCGGUGGCCUACUCGCCGCGCUCCAAGCUCGGGACGCUGCUGCCGGAGUUCCCAAGCGUCAAGGACCUGAACCUGCCGGCCAGUCUGCCCGAGGAGAAGGUUUCCACUUUCAUUAUGAUGUACAGGACCCACUGUCAGAGGAUCCUGGACACCGUGAUAAGAGCCAACUUCGAUGAGGUUCAGAGUUUCCUCCUGCACUUUUGGCAAGGAAUGCCGCCCCACAUGCUGCCCGUGCUGGGCUCCUCCACCGUGGUGAACAUUGUCGGCGUGUGCGACUCCAUCCUCUACAAGGCCAUUUCCGGGGUGCUCAUGCCCACCGUGCUGCAGGCGCUACCCGACAGCUUAACUCAAGUGAUCCGGAAGUUUGCCAAGCAGCUGGAUGAGUGGCUGAAGGUGGCUCUCCACGACCUCCCAGAAAAUUUGCGGAACAUAAAGUUUGAAUUGUCCAGAAGGUUUUCGCAAAUCCUGAGACGCCAGACAUCGCUCAAUCAUCUUUGCCAGGCGUCCCGGACGGUGAUCCACAGCGCAGACAUCACGUUCCAGAUGCUGGAGGACUGGCGCAACGUGGACCUCAGCAGCAUCGCCAAGCAGACCCUGUACACCAUGGAGGACUCCCGCGAGGAGCACCGCAAGCUCAUCGUGCAGCUGUACCAGGAGUUCGACCACCUCCUGGAGGAGCAGUCUCCCAUUGAAUCCUACAUCGAGUGGCUGGACACCAUGGUGGACCGGUGCGUCGUGAAGGUGGCUGCCAAGAGACAAGGGUCGCUGAAGAAGGUGGCCCAGCAGUUCCUCCUGAUGUGGUCUUGCUUUGGCACCAGGGUGAUCCGGGACAUGACCUUGCACAGCGCCCCGAGCUUCGGGUCUUUCCACCUCAUCCACUUGAUGUUCGACGAUUACGUGCUAUACCUGCUGGAGUCGCUGCACUGUCAGGAGCGGGCCAACGAGCUAAUGCGAGCCAUGAAGGGCGAGGGCGGCAGUGAAGUUCGAGAAGAGAUCAUCUUGACAGAGGCCACUGCCCCAACCCCUUCACCAGUGCCAUCCUUUUCUCCUGCAAAGUCUGCCACCUCCGCAGAGGUGCCACCUCCCUCGUCCCCUGUCAGCAACCCAUCCCCCGAGUAUACCGGCCUCAGCACCACAGGUGGGAUGCAGUCCUACACGUGGUCUCUGACGUACACUGUGACAACGGCUGCUGGGUCCCCAGCAGAAAACUCCCAGCAGCUGCCCUGCAUGCGGAGCACACACGUGCCUCCUUCCUCCGUCGCACACCGGAUACCGGUUUACCCCCACAGAGAGGAACACGGGUAUACAGGAAGCUAUAACUACGGGAGCUAUGGCAACCAGCACCCUCACCCGAUGCAGAGCCAGUACCCGGCCCUCCCGCAUGACGCGGCCCUCUCGGGGCCGCUCCACUACUCCCCGUACCACAGGAGCUCUGCCCAGUACCCUUUCAGUAGCCCCACUUCCCGGAUGGAGCCCUGCCUGAUGAGCAGCACCCCCAGACUGCACCCCACGGCAGUCACGCCUCGGUGGCCAGAGGUGCCCACAGCCAACACGUGCUACACGAGCCCAUCUGUACACGCGGCAAGGUACGGAAACUCUAGUGACGUGUACGCGCCCCUGAGCACGCGCAGGAAUUCUGAGUACGAGCACAUGCAACACUUCCCUGGAUUUGCUUACAUCAACGGAGAGGCCUCCACUGGGUGGGCCAAGUGACUGCUCUCGGAGGAACCAUAUUUAAUAUUAUUAAUAAUAAUAAACCCAACACCCGCCCCCCAGAAGACUUCAUGUCUAUCCAUCCUCACUGGUGGGCUGUUCCUAGGCACCCAUCGUCCUCCUGAACAGGAAGAGAUUUACUAAGGGAGGAGUAAGCAUUAGUGCAGAAACAGGUCUCACGAAGGUCACCGGGACUGGGUCCCCUGACUGCUUCUCUAGAGCCCUGGCUGGACAGGCUGACCUGGCUCCCCCUCCGCUCUUCCCCACUGCUUCGUGUGGGAAACCCUCCCUGCAGGCUACUCAUUUUCCUGUUGGCACUGCGAGGCCCUCUGAUCGUGAAGGAUGGGUCCUGGGGCCGAGUCCGGUUGUGCUCCUGGCCUGUCACUUGCCAGGAACACUUGCCGCACCACCUGGGCAUACUCCCCUCCCUCAUGGCGCCAUCAUCACGGCUUCCUGGAGUGCCAGAGCUCAGGGAGGUGUUGGGGACUCGAGGUUGGUUCCCUGUGCUGCUCGCACCCACCUGCCAAGGACCUGCCUCACCCAGGAAUGGAAGCACUGUCGGGGGGAGGAAGAGGCCUGAUCUGGUGCCUUAAGUGGACCGAGGCCCAUGGGGGACCGGUUCUUCUACGUACAAGGAAUUGUCCUGAAUUUGCACAAUGGUUAGUGUCAGCAAAAGGAGGAGAGGGUUUUGGAAGGUUCUGUGAGAAUGUGGUUUAUGGCCUGGAGUACCACACUCGGCUCUGCUGUUAACAUUCUGAAGCUGUUUGGACCAAACUUUAACUUAGCAAGCACCAAGUGUGAAAAUGACUUUCAUAGUUUCUUCAUAAGACUAUAAUAAUUUCCGACACUUUGAUAGAGACAACAUUCAAAGCUGUGCCUUUGAGCCUAUACUAUACUGUGUAUGUGUGGAAAUAAAAAAAAAUGUAUUGUACUUUUGGGAAAUUUUUUUUCAUAGGCAUUUUUCUGUCAGAUUUGUAGUAAUUUGUGAGGUUUGUUAGACAUUAAUAUAGGCUUUCUUUCUGUAUUAUAAAAUGCACCAAGCAAUUAUUGUGGGCCUAUUACCCUAUGGGUAAGAAAUAAAUGGAAAUAUGACACCAGAUAUUUUAGCAAUUGUUGUGUACAUAAAAUCUUUGAUCACACCGCUCAGUGUGAUAAUCAUGUCUACAGCUAAAAUGGAAAUAGUUUUA
Molecule: messenger RNA, 3150 nt
Organism: Octodon degus (degu)
Lineage: Eukaryota; Metazoa; Chordata; Mammalia; Rodentia; Octodontidae
Gene: Rfx4
Product: regulatory factor X4
Exons: 15
Coding region: 44-1963 (639 amino acids)
Biological process (GO): regulation of transcription by RNA polymerase II
Molecular function (GO): DNA-binding transcription factor activity, RNA polymerase II-specific; RNA polymerase II cis-regulatory region sequence-specific DNA binding
Source: RefSeq, a predicted model, not a curated record